AUGGAGUGUGGAAAGAGCUUUUGUAAUAGGAAGAAACUUACUUCCCAUAAAAGGAUCCACACAGGGGAGAAGCCAUAUAAAUGCACGGAGUGUGGAAAGAGCUUUAUUAGUAGCAGUCAACUUAUCUCUCAUAAAAGGAUCCACACAGGGGAGAAACCAUAUAAGUGCAUGGAGUGUGGAAAGAGCUUUACUACUAGCAGUCAUCUUACUUCCCAUAAAAGGAUCCACACAGGGGAGAAGCCAUAUAAAUGCACGGAGUGUGGAAAGAGCUUUAUUAGUAGCAGUCAACUUAUCUCUCAUAAAAGGAUCCACACAGGGGAGAAACCAUAUAAGUGCAUGGAGUGUGGAAAGAGCUUUACUACUAGCAGUCAUCUUACUUCCCAUAAAAGGAUCCACACAGGGGAGAAGCCAUAUAAAUGCACGGAGUGUGGAAAGAGCUUUAUUAGUAGCAGUCAACUUAUCUCUCAUAAAAGGAUCCACACAGGGGAGAAACCAUAUAAGUGCAUGGAGUGUGGAAAGAGCUUUACUACUAGCAGUCAUCUUACUUCCCAUAAAAGGAUCCACACAGGGGAGAAGCCAUAUAAGUGCACCGAGUGUGAAAAGAGCUUCUGUGAAAAUACAUCCCUUAUGAGACAUAAAAUGAUCCACACAGGGGAGAAACCACAUGAAUGCAUGGAGUGUGGAAACAGCUUCAGAAUAAGCAGUCAACUUAUUGUCCAUAAAAGGAUUCACACAGGGGAGAAGCCAUAUAAAUGCAUGGAGUGUGGAAAGAGCUUUCGUACUAGGAGCAAAUUUACUUUCCAUAAAAGGAUCCACACAGGCGAGAAACCAUAUAAAUGCAUGGAGUGUGGAAAGAGCUUUCGUACUAGGAGCAAAUUUACUUUCCAUAAAAGGAUCCACACAGGCGAGAAACCAUAUAAAUGCAUGGAGUGUGGAAAGAGCUUUCGUACUAGGAGCAAAUUUACUUUCCAUAAAAGGAUCCACACAGGCGAGAAACCAUAUAAAUGCAUGGAGUGUGGAAAGAGCUUUCGUACUAGGGGUGAACUUACUUCCCAUAGAAGGAUUCACACAGGGGAGAAACCAUAUAAGUGCAUGGAGUGUGGAAAGACUUUUCGUCGAAACAGUAAUCUUAGUUCCCAUCAUAAAAGAAUCCACACAAGGGAGAAACCAUAUAAAUGCACAGAGUGUGGAAGGAGCUUUUCUACUAGCAGUGAUCUUACUUGCCAUAAAAGGAUCCACACAGGGGAGAAACCAUAUAAAUGCAUGGAGUGUGGAAAGAGCUUUACUGCUAGCGGUCAUCUUACUUCCCAUAAAAGGAUCCACACAGGCGAGAAACCAUAUAAAUGCAUGGAGUGUGGAAAGAGCUUUACUACUAGCAGUCAUCUUACUUCCCAUAAAAGGAUCCACACAGGCGAGAAACCAUAUAAAUGCAUGGAGAGUGGAAAGAGCUUUACUGCUAGCGGCCAUCUUACUUCCCAUAAAAGGAUCCACACAGGCGAGAAACCAUAUAAAUGCAUGGAGUGUGGAAAGAGCUUUACUACUAGCAGUCAUCUUACUUCCCAUAAAAGGAUCCACACGGGGGAGAAACCAUAUAAAUGUGUGGAGCAUGGAAAGAGCUUCAGGAGGAGGAAUGACCUAAUUGCCCAUACACAGAUCUGUUUGGGCGAGAAUCCAUGUAAAUUCUAGAUUUAGUUGUUUAAAUCUAUACAUUUUCUAUUUAUGUACAAUGAACUGGGAAAAUAAGAUUUCUUUGAGUCUGACACUCACAGCUGGCAGCCCAAGGGAAAUUAAUUUACCAAUGAAAAUAAAA
Python bivittatus (Burmese python) is the source of this 1810-nucleotide messenger RNA. The record is from RefSeq and is a predicted model, not a curated record. Lineage: Eukaryota; Metazoa; Chordata; Lepidosauria; Squamata; Pythonidae.